AUGUCUGUUCGCCAUGAUUGGUAUCAAACAGAUGAAAAGAUUGUCAUCACAGUGUUGUUAAAGAAUGCAGUUGAAAAAUGUUAUCAGUGUACAAUCAGUAACGAUUCGGUUUUGUUGACAGCUGAAAAUUAUGAAUUGAAAUUAGAGCUUCUCAAUCCAAUCGAUCCUGAUAAAUCAACUCAUAAAGCAACACCAAACAAAGUAGAAAUUACAUUGUUUAAACGUGAUUUUGGUAGAUGGUCAACACUCGAGAGAAAAAUUGAACAACCUUCAGCUCCUGUUGUUAAAAAAAAGCAACCGAAUGAUUGGGAGAAAUUAACUAAAGAAAUUGAAAAGAGCGAGGAUAAAGAAGAAGGAGAUGCUGCGGUAAACGCUUUGUUUAAAAAGAUUUAUGAAAGUGGAACAGAAGAACAACGUCGAGCUAUGAACAAAUCUUUCAUGGAAUCAGGAGGAACAGUUCUAAGCACAAAUUGGGAGGAUGUUAAAAAAGAUACUGUUGAUGUCAAACCACCAGAUGGUUGCGAGUUCCGUAAAUGGGACAGUUAA
Clunio marinus is the source of this 546-nucleotide messenger RNA. The record is from the annotation of a GenBank genome assembly. NCBI's taxonomy places the organism in Eukaryota, Metazoa, Arthropoda, Insecta, Diptera, Chironomidae.